This is a messenger RNA of Rosa chinensis, 1222 nucleotides long. Its product is annotated as probable prefoldin subunit 2. NCBI's taxonomy places the organism in Eukaryota, Viridiplantae, Streptophyta, Magnoliopsida, Rosales, Rosaceae. Gene Ontology annotation, biological process: protein folding. The record is from RefSeq and is a predicted model, not a curated record. The transcript has 4 exons. Gene Ontology annotation, molecular function: protein folding chaperone. Gene Ontology annotation, cellular component: cytoplasm; prefoldin complex. Bases 559 to 996 code for a protein of 145 amino acids.
GUAAAAUGUUUAGAAGUGGCUUUUGGUCUGAAUUGAUUCUCCAAGAAGCUGAAAUUGAAAAGCAGCUUUAGGAAGCUGAUUUUCUGAGAAAACACGGAGUGAACAGUGUUUCAUUAAAUGAAAUUUUCUAUUAUGUCCUCAUCUUCUCUAUGACUUUACCUUGAUGCUCAGCUCCUCUCUUCCCACCCUCGUCUGCCGUCAAAACUCAAACCACCUAAGCUCAUAGAUCGAUCUCUUCUGUGUCUUCAAAAAACCCGAUUCCUUCGCUCUUCCACCACACGCCCCAAACCCAAAGCAUUCUCGGACCCCAGCUUCUUCAACCUCCUUUGGUACUUGGUAAGCUCCUCAUCAAUUUCGCGUAAUCACAUCUUCGCAAGCCUACCAAGAACCACUCUAUCACCGCCUCUCUCUCUCUCAAACCCAGCAGCGAAUCAAACUCACUUCGUGUCCUGAUGGGAUUGUGAUUCGUACUUCAUCUACAAGCCUUCAACUUGGAUUAUUCGAGUACUUUGCAAGCUUCGAUUCACUGCCAAAUUACCGCACACAGAGACGGAAGUCAUGUCUAGUAGUAAAGCUGAAGAACCUGUAAAUGAGCAAGCAGUUGCAAAUAAGUUUGCUGCCAUGAGGUCUGAACUCAACCAAAUUUACUCUAAAAUCACUGAGCUAGAGAUGGACGUGAGUGAGCACUCAUUGGUGAUCAAUGCCAUCCAGCCACUCGACCCAUCCAGGCGGUGCUUCCGAAUGAUUGGAGGUGUGCUGGUGGAGAGAACCAUCAAGGAGGUCCUGCCUGCUGUGCAGCGUAACAAAGAAGGGAUUGAGGAGGUUAUUACUCGGCUGAAUGAGGCUUUGGAAAGGAAGAAAAAAGAAAUUUCUGACUUUGAGGCCAAGUACAAGAUCCGGAUAAGAAAGAACGACAGUGAGGAGAAGGAUGAUGGUGCUCGCAAAGAAGGAACUGCUCAAGGAGUCCUGGUCGGCCCUGCUGGUGGAAGCGAAUGAAUGAUAAAGCUCUUCCACCACACUCAUCUUGUUUUCUGAAACCUGUUAAAUGUAGUGUGCUUUCAAGUGUACUAGGUGUGCUACGGAUUUGGGGUUUAUGGUCCAGACUAGUAGAAUAUUACAACUCUUGCACUGAAUCAAUGACUUUGUAUUUGUAACCUUUAAUUAUGCGGUUCUUUCUUUUAGGAAGGAUUAAGGAAAAACAAGAACAAUCUUAUCAAAAUUA